Molecule: messenger RNA, 3117 nt
Organism: Mycena citricolor
Lineage: Eukaryota; Fungi; Basidiomycota; Agaricomycetes; Agaricales; Mycenaceae
Source: the annotation of a GenBank genome assembly
UUAACAGGCGUUUUUAGGCAUUGGAAGUUAGAGGUUGAAACAUCGUGGGAACCGGCACGUGUGCGGCGUGAUCAGUCAACGAUGGAUACCUGCUCCCUGUUUCCGUGUGAAGCCACUCAAGAGCGUUGAGGAUCCGUGUGCGGCUCACACUCUCGAGGAAAGCUUCAACCUUAAUCCGCUCGCACUCUCUCUGUGCCUGGCAACCUCAGGCGUAGAGUGUCCCCAGUCGACAGGGUUGUCUGCCAGUGCGGGGCCUGGACGCCAGCCCUCUCGUGCUCUGAAAGCAUCACUCAGAACGCGUCGAGUAGUCUCAAUGAUCCGAUUGGGCUUGCACCCGAGCUGCUCGUCGUCGCUCGUGCUACCUUCGCGCUACUGAAAAGUUAGCCUCUCGGAGCGUUGCCCCAUUGACCAUGGACCGCUUCUGAGUCCGGCCGACUCCAUGGUGCACGGCUGUCCGAUACGCUCCGCGGUCCAUCUCCAUGGCAUCCUUGGAUCACCAGCCGGAUCUACUCUCGAGUGCUAGCGAUCAGAGGAGGGAGAAACACUUGGAGGAGGGCCCAGCAGUGCGCCAGAACAACCGGCCUUCAAAUUCAUGCGUUGGCACUCCUUCUCGCGCUUCACUGGGACGCCGUGCACGAGUUCUAGGGAAGAGCAUGGCGUCCCAGGAGUGACGAAGCGCUCCUACGAAGCGGUCUCCUUCGAAACGGCGCGUCUUUUUGCUCGCGAGACGCUAAACAACCGUGACGGACGCAGUUCUGGAAAAUCCAGGGCCUGCUGCUAUUCGCGUCGCGCUCGCUGUGACACGAUGAGUCAAACAGGCUUCGAUCUUCUCGCAUCAGCCCAUGGGCUUCGCUCCGUUUCAUUCCCCGCAUCAUUUGGCCAUUCCACGGACUUGAGGCGAAGGCUUCCAGACGCGUACGCCUCACUCCCUGCCUCCCUGGUCGGGCCUGAGCGCUAUUUUGGCUUUGACCAAAUCGUGUAUCUCGUUCUUCAUUGCACACCAUCUCCCAUCCGACACGCGGUGCCGCAGUAAAUUCGGUUCGACUUCUCAUUUGGGCGCGGAAAUGGAAGAUGGCUCGAUCAAGCGGCGGCUGUUUUCCGCCACUUACGGUAUGUACUUCUGGUAUUUAAGAAUACCAGACGCGACCUGUUUUCUGUGUGUGUUCUUUUGCUUGCCGCCCCAGCUCUCUCUCAUUCGACAUCCCACCAGCAAUGCCGUUUCCGUCGUUCCUCCAUCACGACAAGCAGCCCGCUCGAGGAGCGUCUCUUCUCCGACGGUUCAAUGGAUUGUACAAACCGCCUCCGACAUUGGGGUCUCUGCUGGCUCCCAAGACGUCGAAGAAGAUGGGAAAGCAGUCCUCCACGCUGUUUGAGCUUGCGCAACCAGUGUGCAUAUCACUUGCCCCCCGAACCUCACAAGACUCGUCGAUCUAUGAAUCCUCAUCGAGCAGCUCGCAUUCCGAUGCGAGUUCAUCUCGCCAAACACUGGAAUUGGCCCGACCCGUUUCGGAAACUUCUGCCCCUCCAGAGGCAUGUGCAUCGCCGCAGCGCGCGCAGAUGAGGCCCCUGCGUCCGGCGCUCAAACAGGGAAGUGGCAGAUUCAAGUCUUCUUCGCAACGCGCCAGUACGCAAGACCUGCACGUGUCGUUCCUGCUCCCCUCUCGGCCUGACCAAGACGACGAGCCUUCCGCACUAUCGUUUCACACCCUUUUCGCAUACACGCAUCUAGAUCAUGCCCCCCUCUCCUACGACAUCGCCUUCCCUCCCUCCAAGCAGACGAUCCUGCGCCGAGGCGCACGGGACCCGAUCCCCAUCGAAGUGCUAGACGAGCCCGCGACGGAGCCACCCAUGUACACCGAGCUGGUGCUGCACUGCGCGCACUUCCCGUGGGACAUCGUCGUCCACCCGCACACCGCCAUCGAGGCGCCCGCGUCGCGCCGGUGCGGGCCGCGCAUGCCCCCUCGGCGGCGCAAGACCCCCAUCACGAACCUCGACGUCGUGUGUGCCGUGCACGACGCGCUGUCGGGGCGCGCCUCGGGCGACGAGUGGGGCCGGCUCUCGACCAAGGUGCAGCGGCGCAUAUCCCGCUCGUACGAGGCGCGGUGCGUGCAGACCGGCGGCGGAUGGGACGCCGGGGUGCGCAAGAUCGACUGGCUCGAGGGCAGGACGCGGCUGGUGGGCAUCGAGAUGGUGCCGGUGAAAAACUCGGGGCAGCCGCGGGCGAUGCUUGUGUUCAAGACCCCUGCUGCAUGAAUUGAAUUGGACUGGCGAGGCCCGGAGUCUCGUUCAGGCCGUGAAAGCUAAACACCCUCUUGUACAUAUAUCCGAACUCUUUCGCAGUCGACGCCUUUACAUGUUACAUUGUUGUACAUACGCCCAUUGACUAUCCUCAACUGUAGAACACCCACUCGCACUGUAUAUACUGUAGAUGACCAUGCUUUGCCCUCGAAUGAAAUUGUUGUAUUCUACCCAGUCACGCUAUCCCCAAACGUUAAGCCAAACUCUGAUUCAGUUGUGUGACUACGAGCGAGACACACCACUCCCGUGAAGAGCGGAGGCGACUCAGACAUGUCGUGACUGCGAGGCUCGCGCACGGAUGCUUCGCUGCCCACUCCUUGCAACGCGCAGAUGCGAGCCCCAACUCGCGUCCCACACGUCGAUUGGCGUGACAGAAACGAUCAUCGUCCCUGCUGCACGGAGGAACAUGUCAGCAUUUAUGCUUUUGCGCUCGCACCCAGACCGCAAAGGUGCCUGGCGAAGCCCACGAGCGAACAAGUCUCACACAAGCUCUAGCGUUCCGAAUCCGAGUCCGCUGGGAGAGUAGCGUGGGUGGGUCCAUGGCGGCUCCGAAAGCCAGAUUGAUCACCGGAGUCGGGUUUCGCAGCUGUUCGCUGCGUCGGCGUGCCGUAUACUUCGGGUCUGGGAGGUGGGGCCCCGGGGAGUGUGGGAGUCUAUGAGUUUCUGUAGGGACUGGGCCCGUUGGUAAUAGAGCUGUAAUACAAGUCGGACACUUACUCCACCGUGCUUUGACGUGCCUAUUAACCUUGUGGCCUUGGUUCGUAGUUCUUGGAGUUUUCCGUUGACUCAACGCACUCCAAUCCAUCAAGUAGCUUUCGG